Molecule: messenger RNA, 1692 nt
Organism: Metarhizium brunneum ARSEF 3297
Lineage: Eukaryota; Fungi; Ascomycota; Sordariomycetes; Hypocreales; Clavicipitaceae
Source: RefSeq, a predicted model, not a curated record
AUGAGCAGCAUUCUUGAUCAAACUCCUGUGGUGGAGGAUCGCGAUGCUACCGGUGGCAUGGUCAAGGGCUCAACGGACCGCUACCAGAUUGUUGAAAAGACACUGGGAGAGCCGCGUGAUUUGCGAAUUAUCACUGUGGGUGCAGGUGCUUCAGGCUUAAAUCUCGCCUACCAGAUCGACAAGCACAUGCAGCAAGUCACACACAUCGUUUACGAGAAGAACCCCGAAGUGGGAGGCACGUGGUACGAGAACAAGUAUCCCGGAUGUGCUUGUGAUGUCCCGUCUCACAAUUAUCAAUUCACGUGGGAGCCCAAUCCAGAAUGGACCAAUUUUUACUCCUCUGCACCCGAGAUCUUGGAGUAUUUCAAAAGGCUGGCAACAAAGUACGAGCUAUACCGAUUCAUUAAGCUCGGCCACAAGGUCAUCCACGCCAGGUGGGAUGGAGAGCAAGGGAUUUGGAACGUCAAGAUUGAGAAUGUAAGCGACGGGUCUGUCAUUGACGACUGGUGUCAUUUCCUCAUCAAUGGCUCCGGAAUUCUAAACAAUUGGAAGUGGCCAGACAUCCCUGGACUCGACUCCUUUAGAGGCCGACUUCUUCACAGCGCGGCAUGGGACCCAUCGGCAGACUGGCGAGGAAAGUCUGUGGCCGUGCUUGGCUGUGGAUCGUCUGGGAUUCAGAUUAUUCCCACGAUACAACCCGAUGUCAAGAAGCUGAUCACUUUUAUCCGAACACCAACCUGGAUCACCGCCGGCUUAGCCCAGAGCAAAGCAGGCCCAGGUGGAGCAAACUUUGCCUUCUCGGAGGAACAAAAGCAGACAUUCAGAGGGGACCCGAAAGCCUACAUGGGCUACCGUAAAGACAUCGAAUCGGAGCUCAACUCUCGAUUUAAAUUUCCGCCUCAGAUUAUCAAGGAUAGUCCAGAACAGGAGGAAGCAGUUAGAUUCACCGUCAAUGGGAUGAAGGAAAAACUGGGAAAAGACUCCCCGCUACUGAAGCAUAUGCUACCAACCUUUGCCGUCGGCUGCCGACGUCCCACGCCAGGGAAUGGAUACCUGGAGGCGCUCACUAAAGAAAAUGUUCGGGUGGUGACAGACGCCAUCUCGGAAAUUGUCCCAGAGGGCAUCAAGACCUCCACCGGAGAGAUCUUGAAAGUUGACAUGUUAAUAUGUGCCACGGGGUUCGACAUAUCAUUUUGCCCCAGAUAUCCAGUGAUUGGAAAAGACGGCAUUUCGCUUGGGGACCAGUGGAAAGACAAACCAGAGGCUUAUUUGUCUCUCGCUGUUCCAAACUUUCCAAACCACUUUAAGCACGCUGCCAAGUACAUCAUUCAGAUACUUCAUAAAUGCCAGACAGAAGGCAUCAAAUCCGUUGCCCCUAAACAGGAGGCGGUAGCGGAUUUUUCUGAGCACAUUGACAUCUUCAUGAAGCGCACUGCUUGGAGUACGCACUGUCGAUCGUGGUUCAAGAAUGGAAAAGUUGAUGGGCCAGUCGUUGCCUUGCACCCGGGUAGCAGAAUACACUGGUUCCAUAUGCUUGAGAAGCCGCGCUUCGAGGACUUUGACUGGCAGACCUUUGGUAAAAAUCGCUUUGCCUAUCUUGGAAACGGUUUCUCGACUAAAGAGAAUCCCGGGCGCGAUACUCCGUAUUAUUUUGAUAAUCCUUAUGAAGGCUACAGGGGCAUUACGUAUUAA